Messenger RNA from Trypanosoma grayi, 960 nucleotides. RefSeq names its product casein kinase. The record is from RefSeq and is a predicted model, not a curated record. The transcript has a single exon. Gene Ontology annotation, cellular component: cytoplasm; nucleus. NCBI's taxonomy places the organism in Eukaryota, Euglenozoa, Kinetoplastea, Trypanosomatida, Trypanosomatidae. Bases 1 to 960 code for a protein of 319 amino acids. Gene Ontology annotation, molecular function: ATP binding; protein serine/threonine kinase activity. Gene Ontology annotation, biological process: endocytosis; peptidyl-serine phosphorylation; signal transduction.
AUGAGUGUAGAACUUCGUGUAGGCAACCGGUUCCGUAUCGGCCAGAAGAUUGGCUCCGGCUCGUUUGGUGAAAUCUUCCGUGGCACGAACAUACAAACAGGCGAUCCCGUGGCCAUCAAGCUGGAGCCCGUGAAGACGCGUCACCCGCAGCUGGCUUUCGAGGCCCGUUUUUACCGCAUCCUCAAUGCCGGUGGCGGUGUUGUGGGUAUCCCUAACGUUCUGUACCACGGCGUUGAGGGUGAGUUCAAUGUGAUGGUGAUUGACCUUCUGGGGCCCUCAUUGGAGGACCUCUUCAGUUUCUGUGGUCGGAGGUUUACGCUCAAGACAACGCUGAUGCUGGCGGUGCAGAUGAUUUCGCGCAUUGAGUUUGUCCACAAUAAGGGCGUCAUCCAUCGCGAUAUCAAGCCUGACAACUUUCUGAUGGGUACUGGUAAGAGGUCGCACCAUGUCUAUAUCAUUGACUUCGGUCUCGCCAAGCAGUACCGUGAGGCCCCUGCACACCAACACAUCAUAUACAAGGUGAGCAAGUACCUGACGGGGGCGGAGGACUUCUGCUCCAUCAAUACGCACAUGGGUGGCGAGCAGAGCCGCCGUGACGACCUCGAGGGGAUCGGGUACAUCUUGUUGUACUUCCUGCGGGGCUCACUGCCGUGGCAGGGCCUUCAGGUGAGUGGGUCGCAAGAAAAGUCCGCACUCAUCUCUCUGAAGAAGCAGUCCACAUCCGUAAUGGCACUCUGUAAGGGAUUCCCAAUGGAGUUUGCCACGUACCUCAACUACACCCGUGCUCUCCAGUUUGAGGACACCCCAGACUACGGCUAUUUGAAAAGGGUUUUGGGUACUUUGUUUGGCCAUAACAAGAUUGAGCUCAAUUAUGUGUUUGAUUGGACGGUGUGUCACCGUAAAUCGUUAACUGCAGCAUCGUCCAAGAAUAAGAAAGAUGACGGCUCUAAUAAAACGUAG